AUGAGCCUGUGUUUGGCCAGCGUCACUCCAACGUUAUUCAUACUGCUCGAAGCCCGUUAUGGGCAGUCCACGAUACAAAACUAUGACGCAAUCCUCCGAAAUAAGCCUCUGGCAUCUAGCCUGAGCUUCGCGUGGCGUGUGAUCCUCGUAGUCAUGCUAUCACUUCCCAUCGGUCUCAGUGUAGCGUACAAAACAUUUACAGGCGGCGAAAGCAGUAUGAAUAUUCACAUGCUCGAUUAUGUUCCGAACGGCACGUACUUUGGUCUUUUCAGACCGCCAGGAAUCGUAUCAGUGACUGGAACCUCCAUCUAUCUCAACGCAACCACCUCACUUCGAGACGCAACCGGACGAGCAGCAAAUGGCUCUGAACCUCCCCUGCCGACCUUUCCUCAGCCUUACGGCUACAACAUUCUGUUGCUGAACGAAUCCAGCGCUGCCUCACUCGACCUUCUCCAUCCCGAUUAUAUCCUAGCGAUACAGAAGCUCCUUGCUGCCGGCGAGUCUUGGACCAUCACGGCGCCCGUGAUCGGUACCGUCGCUACUUUCAACGAAUCGGCCAUCAACGACCGCCCUGCGUUCGAGGAAGACUUUGAGUCUAUCUGUACGUGGUCCAUCAGUCGAGGUGGUUUCCAGCUUCUUAGCGGCUCUUGCGACAGCACCAUCCUGCCGUGGGCCAAGCAGCAGGUUAUCCAGUGGGAUACCCUGGCACUUCAAUCAUGGUACAUGCCAUCUUUGAUAGAGAUGAUGACUACGUUCCGCGGAGAUGCCUCGCACAAAUUCAGAGGCAAUCAGUCUCAUUGGAUGAGGCCAUACAUGACGGUUUCUGUGGCGACUAUGCUGUGGUCAAGAAUUACAUCGGUGCAACUAACGGAUGCUGUUUUCGACUCAGAAACAUUCAACAAAAGCUCGUUUGGAUGGCGGUCUAGUAACGGAACUAACAUCACCCAUGAAAACGCUGGUGUGAUGUAUGCCGUCGACGAAGAUGAUCAGAUUAUCUUGUGCAACCGACCGACGCUACAAAAAUCUUUCUGGCUCUAUCUGGUCUUGGCAAUCCAGCCCGUUUUACUGCUAGUGAUUCUCGGACUUAUUGCUCUAUUCCAUUCAUGUCCCUUGAGCAAAGGGUUCGGCCUUAUAUCGAUUCUAUCGGGCAUUGAGAGUCGAAGCCUGAAUAGCCUAGGCGGGGCAUCACUAUCGGGGGAGCUUGUGCGACCUGUAAAGCUAGUCAUGGGCCCCAACCAAGGCAGUGAGACGAGUUCUAUCCAUUACCACAUUGUCACUUCCUCAAAAGAGCUACAUAGCAAUGAAAGACUAGCACGGAAUGUGGUCUAUCAUUGA
Messenger RNA from Colletotrichum gloeosporioides, 1335 nucleotides. RefSeq lists its product as uncharacterized. The coding region runs from base 1 to 1335 and encodes 444 amino acids. The record is from RefSeq and is a predicted model, not a curated record. The transcript is spliced from 2 exons. Lineage: Eukaryota; Fungi; Ascomycota; Sordariomycetes; Glomerellales; Glomerellaceae.